GAACGAUUUGCGUCGUAUGCUUGCAUAAAAACGCCAGAGCAGUGAAAGCUCCGUCCCUGAGAUCGGCGCUGGCACUUUCACAAUGAGGUUGCUUUGCCUCACCGCAUGUGCUCUGAGCUUUGUAGCUCCGCGUGGAAAUGCCCAGGGAACAAGUGCUGUGUCCGGUGGAGGUGCUGCAGGUGCGGGAUCUGCAAGCCUCAGUGGUAGUUCAGGUGGCGGCUAUGGUGGAACGGCCAACUUCGGCCGCUCGGGUGGUGGUGCCUCCGGAUACGGCGGAAAUUACGUUGCAAACUACGGAGGCGCGACAAGAACGAGUCCAGCUGGAUACUACGCCUACGACGUUGGCGGUGCACCAUACACCCAUAGUACGGCUGGUAAUGGAGCUUAUGGUGCUAACCCAUACGCAAGCCUGGGCAGUGCCUACGGUGUUAACUUAGGCGGUGUCGGCGGUGGAGCCUACAAUGGCAACCAAGGCGGAGGCAUGAGUGGCGCCUACGGCACCAACCUUGGCACAAGCACUGGGACACUUGGCGGCGGAGGUGGCCUAAAUGUGCCUCUUGGAAGCGUAAAUGCCGGUCUUUAUGGAGGUCAUAUUGCUUCAGGAGGUAUAGGCACUGGUCUUCCCGGGGCCGCGGUGGCUGGUACACUUGGAGGUCUCGGUGCAGGUGUGGCCAAUGGCGCAGUUCUCUCUGGGGGCCUGGAGGGUUAUGGGGGCCCGGUAUAUGGAUUAUCCUACCCCGGUAUAGACGCAGGGUUAGUAGGAGGCUUAGGUGGGGUCGAUUAUAGUAUGCUUGAUUGGCGCGACAGGAUGAGGCUAAGGCAGCAGCAGCGCCAGUACAGACGCCUAAUGCGCCGUUUGAGCCGCGAUCAAGAGGCACUCGCUCGACUUGGUUAUGGUGGAUAUGGCUAUGGACCUGGCAUUGGUGCUGGAGUAGGAGCGGGUGCAGGCUUGGGUGCUGGUGCACGUGGGGGAGUGGGAGCUCGAGGAGGAGCCCGAUUAGGCGGCGGCGCUCAUGGUCGUUUGGGGGGCAGUGGCGGAGUUCGCGGUGCAACACGAGGUCACCUACGAGUUAAUGCCGGUGUUAAUGUUGGACUCAACGUGGGAAUUGACGCAGGUGUAAACUCAGACGUGGCCGGUGGAGCGACGGCAGGCGCAAGCGCCGCGGGGGGUGCAAGGGGUCGUGCCGGUGCCGAUGUCGUCGGCAAUCUUGGUGCUGACGCGCGCGGUCGUGCAGGUGUUUCCGGCGGUAUAUCGGGAACGACGUCCAACUAAUAGUUGACGGAAAUUGGGUGCCUCUGGGUAAUCAGCCACAGUUCGUUAGCUGCAAGCCAAAAGAGACACUUCGUAAGUUUUGUUUCUUCUAUCAAACCAUAACAGAAGCCAUCUCAGACAGCCAGCAAAUCAGUCUGCAAUCUGACAAGCUGCCCAGGGAAAUGAAAGCGGGUCUUUAACGUCCAUGAUCAUGUGUAAUAAAACACGAACCUUUUCAUCAGG
Molecule: messenger RNA, 1495 nt
Organism: Dermacentor silvarum
Lineage: Eukaryota; Metazoa; Arthropoda; Arachnida; Ixodida; Ixodidae
Exons: 3
Coding region: 83-1273 (396 amino acids)
Source: RefSeq, a predicted model, not a curated record